Molecule: messenger RNA, 1209 nt
Organism: Bathycoccus prasinos
Lineage: Eukaryota; Viridiplantae; Chlorophyta; Mamiellophyceae; Mamiellales; Bathycoccaceae
Product: acetylglutamate kinase
Exons: 1
Coding region: 1-1209 (402 amino acids)
Biological process (GO): L-arginine biosynthetic process
Cellular component (GO): cytoplasm
Molecular function (GO): acetylglutamate kinase activity; arginine binding; ATP binding
Source: RefSeq, a predicted model, not a curated record
AUGCGUUGCGCUUCCUCUCCCGCUCCUGUCUCGGUUUCGGCGGCAAAAGCAGCCUCCUCCUCUUCCUCCUCCUCUCGAUGUUGUUUUCGCCGCUCUUGUUCUCCUUCAACUUCUUCCUCUUCUUCUUCCCAAAGACGACGACUGUUUCUUUCAAACCCGGGGGGAUUUUCCGUCAGAGCGGCGGCUUUGUCGUCUGAUGAUGACACCAACAAUUCUGCCGCUGCCGCUGCCGCUGCCGCGACGACGACGACGACGACUUCAGGAGGUGGUGGAGGAAAAGGAGGGAGUGAGGAGCCGAAGAAAGGCACCGCAAAAAUCCAACGCAUCAGUGCGGAAAACAGCAAUCGCGUGAACAUUUUGAGCGAAGCCCUGCCGUAUUUGCAACGUUUUCAAGGGCAAACGGUGGUGGUGAAAUACGGCGGCGCGGCGAUGCAAUCGAAAGAACUGAAAGCGGCGGUGAUUCGAGAUAUAUGCUUACUCGCUACGGUCGGGAUUAACAUGGUCUUAGUGCACGGAGGAGGACCGGAGAUUAACAAGAUGUUAGAGGUGGUUGGGAUCGAGCCGAACUUUAAGAACGGGUUGCGAGUGACCGACGACGCGACGAUGGAGGUGGUGGAGAUGGUGUUGACUGGGAAAGUGAAUAAAGAGUUGGUGGCGUUGAUUAAUAACAAUUCGGCCGAUAGAGGCGAUGGAGGUGGAAGAGCGGUUGGGGUUUGCGGUAAAGAUGGGAACUUGUUGAGAGGAAAAGUGAAGGAUAAAGAUUUGGGAUGGGUCGGGGAGAUUGAGUCGGUGGAUCCGAAAUUGUUGACAACUUUGAUCAACGGCGGGUUCGUGCCGGUGAUUGCGACCGUAGCGCAAGAUUCAAAAGGAAACGCGUUGAACGUGAACGCAGAUACCGCGGCUGGGGCGAUUGCAGCGGCGUUGAACGCGCAGAAGUUGGUGUUGAUGACGGACGUCGCCGGGGUGUGCACGGAUAAAGACGACGUGGAUUCUUUGAUAAGGACUGUGACGUUUACGAAGGCUGAGGAGAUGAUUGCGAGUGGGAUUAUUGCCGGAGGCAUGAUUCCAAAGGUGACCGAUUGUAUGAACGCGCUGAGAGGAGGUUGCGUGAGUGGUCACAUUAUCGACGGGAGGGCGCCUCAUUCGUUGUUAUUGGAGAUUUUAACCGACGAGGGGUGCGGGACGAUGAUUACGACAGACGAAAGUUGA